Messenger RNA from Echinostoma caproni, 1200 nucleotides. The record is from the annotation of a GenBank genome assembly. Lineage: Eukaryota; Metazoa; Platyhelminthes; Trematoda; Plagiorchiida; Echinostomatidae.
AUGAAUAACUAUACACGAAAGAUUUAUUUCAAACAAGAGGAAGUUGAACACUCCGGUCCAUCAGUGAACUCAAAUGAUAUCGAGCAACGCAUUGCGGCCCGACGGCUUCGCAUACAAAACCGUUUGGAGAUGCAAAAACCGGAAGAUGAUUCAAAGCAAGCAGAAGAACAGAAAGAACUGUCCUUAAGUCAAAAACAGAUCGAUCUGAGUUCAAAACACAUCUCGAAAUUGGUUCGGGAUGGAGAUUCAUUUAUCAGUAAUGUCCGGGUCGCCUGUGAUGCGAGAGAAAAUCUGCGUCGCACCGAGGAGGACGAAUUAAACGCACAUCGAAUCGAGAAAUUGGAAACGGAUGCAAAAGUUGGUAUGGAAAGUUUCAACCAUAUUUCCGAACAGUGGGAUAAACUGAGAGAUUCGGAAAUACCUCAGGACACUCGGGAUAUGUUGGCCAAACAGAAAGCCGACUGUGCAGAUCUUGUAGCCGAGAAAAAUAAACUAAUUAACGAAUUAAACCUGGAAAUCAAAGCCAAGGAUGACCAUUAUGUUCGUGAAUUGAAGAAACGGACCGAAGAUAUUGACCUCCUGUCUGAACGCAUGGAAUCACAAAUCCAAGCCAUGCAAAAAACUUAUCGGGAAGAACUGGCCGCGAUAGAGAUCAGGUAUUUGGAAGAACAGCGAUUGCGAGUGGAGGAAUUCGAUCACGAACUGAACGAGUUACGAACCAAGCAUUCUGAAGAAUACAAUGCUCUUAAAAUCUCUCUGGAAACGGAAGUCGAGACCCUGGAAUUGCAAUUGCUCAAAUUAAAGGCCACUUAUCAACUGAAUCUGGAAAAAUUGGAAUAUAAUUUCCAAGUGUUGAAGAGACGCGAUGAAGAGAAUAUGAUCACGAAAUCAAAUCAGAAGAGGAAAAUUACUCGAAUGCAAGAUUUGUUAAACAAUUUGCACAAUAAGGCGAUUAAGCAGGAAAAGCAAUACUGUCUGGAAAAUGAACAGCUUUCAGAAGAUUACAAGAAACGAAUGGAAAAUUUCAAAGACCUACAAAAGAAGUCCAAGUUGCUUAUCGAAGCUGAGCACAAAAACUUUCGAGAAAUUUGGAUUAUGAAUGAAGAAGCCUUGAAAAAGUUAGCAAACAAAUUACUGGAAGCCAGUCGCGUGAUCAACGAACAGCAACUUGGCAUACCGUGGCGCAGACCAGACGUGUGA